Messenger RNA from Mya arenaria, 1071 nucleotides. Its product is annotated as probable C-C chemokine receptor type 3. The coding region runs from base 1 to 1071 and encodes 356 amino acids. The transcript has a single exon. The record is from RefSeq and is a predicted model, not a curated record. Gene Ontology annotation, biological process: G protein-coupled receptor signaling pathway. Gene Ontology annotation, cellular component: plasma membrane. NCBI's taxonomy places the organism in Eukaryota, Metazoa, Mollusca, Bivalvia, Myida, Myidae. Gene Ontology annotation, molecular function: G protein-coupled receptor activity.
AUGUCUUAUUGUGACAAUUUCGAGUUUGGUGAAUGUUAUGCCACUUAUUGGAUUUGGAGGACCAUUCCGAUCUUCUUUUUGGCAGUUGGAACAUGUGGCAACCUUCUUAACCUGAUCAUCUUAGUGCGACCACGAAUGCGAAAAUAUACAACCAGUGUCUACUUAUUCGCCCUUGCGAUAUCCGAUCUAGUUUUUCUCUGGACGACUGUGCUGCCGCGAACCUUGGAGAAUGUCCAAGACAUUGAUCUGAGUAACAUGUAUCCUAAAGUGUUUUGUCAGACUUUACCGUGGAUGAAUCACGUGUCCGGUGGCUAUUCAGUCUGGCUGCUUGCUGUUAUGUCGGUAGAAAGAAUGCUGAUGACCAAGAGCAUCCUCCUUGCAAGAACCAAACUGACGGUCAAGAACGCUGUUAUAUGUUCGUUUGUUUUAUUUGUGAUAUGUUUUCUAUUUCCUCUGCAUUAUUUCAUCGGCUUCGAGGUACAGAGUGUGCUUGCUUGUGAGUGGAACGAACAUUUUGGCGAUUUCUACGGCGAUAUCUGGCCAGUUAUCGUGCUUGUCGUUCUCAAUAUAAUCCCAAUGGUAUUAAUAAUAACCGGUAACAUAGGAAUUAUAAGAAACGUUAUCAAACAAAAACAGCAGCUCCAGAGAGUCAAUCCACUACCACAGACAACCAACGUCCAUGGUGGCAACAAGACCGUCAAACCAAUGAGCAAAAUGCUUUUCAUCAUCAGCACCGUCUUUGUCAUUUCAACUAUCCCUUUCACGAUUUUCCAAAUACUUUGGCUGCAACUUGAUAAUUCAACACCCCAUGCCCUUGCAAGACGAGACCUUCUUGACACGUUCUUUGAAAAUCUUCUUUACGCUAACUUUACUUUCAAUUUUUUCCUCUAUUUUGUUAGUGGGUCGCUUUUCAAGCAGGAAUGGAAUGCGUUCGUAAAAAGCGUGUCUCAACACCUCGGGGCAUUCAACAGAGUGGCACCUUUGGCAAAUGCUGGUGGAACUGAAACCCCGAACACGAUAACUGUCGGACCAACACUAGCUGAAAGCCAUCGCUUAAAUUCAGUAAACUGA